AAUGCUGUGGGCAUGUUUUGCAAGAGCUCUGACUGCCUUUGCUGACUGCAGUGACAAUAUACUCACAUUGUUCAGUCUCUCAUCUCCCUUCCUUUUAGAAUAUGCAGCAAUAAACUCCAUGCUGGAUCAGAUCAACUCCUGCUUGGAUCACCUAGAGGAGAAGAAUGAUUAUCUACACGCCUGCUUGAAAGAACUGCUGGAGUCCAACCGCCAGACCCGCCUAGAGUUCCAGCAGCAGAGCGAGCAGCAGAAUAUGGAAGCUGACAUGCAGGGAUCGCAGCCUCCUGUCUAGCAUGCUGGCCGCAAACUCUCAGUUGGCAUUGCUAAGGGGACAUUUACUGGUCACCAAUUUAACGUAAAACUUGAAUAGAAGAGGUACCGCGUGCCCAUUACUUGUUCCUCCCCGUGGUUGUGUCCUGCCAUUCACCCACAUGUUGUUUUUCUUUAGCUGUGUGAUAGGUGCAGAAGCACACAGGUGGAUGUAGGAGAGUUGGUUCUUUUUGCUCGCCCACAUGAGCCUGGCACUGACACUUGGUUAAAGCUGGCUGUAGGAAACCUGAUGCCAUGCAGGUUAUUUGCAGGCAGGUCCUCUUCACAAAGAGGAAAAACAAUCUCUCCUCUUUUGCACUUGUUAAAUCCAAGAAAGGAGUGUUAUGGCUCUAGCCUCUUCCCUCAAAAAGCACUGUAGGCAGGGGCUGUCCUGAUUCCUGGCUUGCCCCUAAGUGUGACUCUGGUGACAGGCUUUGAGAGCGGGGUCCUAGGCCAGCUCCUGCCUUGAAACUACAGCUUCCCCAUUAUUCACAUUGACUGUAGCAUAAGAAAUAUUGGCAGAUGCUCCGAGAUCACUGGACUCUUCUGUCCCCUACCAAGACAAGCUACCAGGGUGAUGUUUUUGACUGUUAUAACUAGGAGCUGCCUAACUCCUUAAGCUGCCAUUAAAGACUCAGUCUUUAGAGAGAGGCAGAGCAGCCUGGUUAGCCACCACCACAGCAUUAGCUAUACAGAGCAAAGAGGCAGGGGCCUGCUGGCUGUGAGCAGAGUCCUCCCUGUACAUUUUGACAAGAGUACACAGGAGCAUUCUGGUCUGAAGCUUUGCCGUCUUGUCAGGAUGGCCUAGGGCCAGUGCUGGGAAGCAAGUCCUACUGCUGUAGAGUUAAAGGAGUUUUUUGGAAAGUUAAAGAAGUUAUUUAUAAGAAAUCUGUUUUAUUAAAAUCAAUUUAUUCCUGAGAGUCUCCACUGUGAGAACAGACUGCAUGAGGCCUGAGGACCAAGAUGCACAUUCUUGCCUAGCUUAGGACACAGUGCUUGUCCAAGAGUGUGCAUCUUUGAAAGGAAACUGUUCUGAGGAGCAGAACUGGGCACACAGUCUCCCAAGAGAUAAACCUUUCCUCUGCAUGGAAAGGAAACGAGAGGAACUACAAAGAAUUCAAUAACUCUGCAUCUAUCUACUUCAUGAACUUUGUCCCCCGUGGAAACCACAUUACCAUCUUCUUUCAAGUUCAACAAUCCAAGCCUCAGUCUUUCCAUGUAAUUGUUGUAUCACAACUGUACAAGUAAUAACCAACACCAUCCUGUAUUAGACACGCUAA
Molecule: messenger RNA, 1589 nt
Organism: Egretta garzetta (little egret)
Lineage: Eukaryota; Metazoa; Chordata; Aves; Pelecaniformes; Ardeidae
Gene: BBLN
Product: chromosome unknown C9orf16 homolog
Exons: 1
Coding region: 2-292 (96 amino acids)
Source: RefSeq, a predicted model, not a curated record